Molecule: messenger RNA, 5285 nt
Organism: Alosa alosa (allis shad)
Lineage: Eukaryota; Metazoa; Chordata; Actinopteri; Clupeiformes; Clupeidae
Gene: lrrfip1b
Product: leucine rich repeat (in FLII) interacting protein 1b
Exons: 16
Coding region: 567-4826 (1419 amino acids)
Biological process (GO): regulation of transcription by RNA polymerase II
Molecular function (GO): RNA polymerase II cis-regulatory region sequence-specific DNA binding; DNA-binding transcription factor activity, RNA polymerase II-specific
Source: RefSeq, a predicted model, not a curated record
GGCCGUUGCGCCCCGGAACGUGUAUUUGGAGGUUUGCAAGUCUUAUGGGUCGGUUUGCAUGGAUGCAACAUUCUAUACGACAAUAUUGAUUGUCGUUUGCUUUUGACAUAGGCUUACGUGAAAGAUAGCCUAGCCAGUGUUUACUUAUAGAUAAUUAAACCCUGGAAAUGUGUCAUAGCCUAGUAGCCUGAUAAAGAAAUUAUGUGCUCACGGUUGGUUAGAGAAAUGGCAUUUCGCCUGAAUGCGUGCAUGCCUGUUUGAUGUAGGACACAUCAGCAGCAACAGGCUUCAACAUUAGAUGUCGUUAUCUAUCUUUUUCGAUCAUCAGAAACAGACACCACGGCGGCUUGAAGGGUAAUGGUGACAGAGUGCUUCCACCAGGAGUUUAUUGACACGUCUACCAGGCAGGCAGGGCAAUGCUCGCGUUCACAUCCUCUACUCGUGGUCUUAUUUUGAACACCCUGCUGAUCGCAAGUACCAUUUUAUGACAAACAUUUUAUAUUUAAACAACUCGAUGGGGCUGUGACUAUUUUGGAAUUGUACAAUAUAUCUCACUAACCUGGACAAUGGGAACUCAAGUUACUGGAAGGAAAAGAAUCCCGAAUCGGGAGAAAAUGACUGCAGAAGACGAUGCCCUCAGUCAGAUAGCUAGGGAGGCUGAGGCGCGUCUGGCUGCCAAGCGUGCGGCCAGGGCUGAGGCUCGUGAGAUCCGCAUGCGGGAACUGGAGAGGCAGCAGAAAGAGAUUCAUCAUGGUUCCAAGAGGUACUAUGGUCUGGACAGCAAGUGGGGCCAUAUUGAGCAGUGGAUGGAGGAGAGUGAGAGGUACUCACGCCACUCACGGAGAAACACCUCGAUAUCCGACGAUGAGGAGCGGAUGUCAGUGGGCAGUCGUGGCAGCCUAAGGGGGAAUUUCAUGUCCUCAGAAUUGUGCGGCAGCACCAGCAGUCUGCCUUCCUGCAGAUUCCACAGCCGGCCAUCAGAGUAUAGUGGUUUUCUGGGCUCCAGUUCCAGGGCCUCAUCCAGAGCCAGUUCUGCCCGAGCCAGCCCCGUGGUGGAGGAGCGGAUGGACAGAGACUUUUUUGACAAAGGUUCUAGAACAGCCUCCACCCUAUCGGCUGCCACUUUAGCCUCUCUAGGUGGAGGUUCCUCGCGGAGGGGAAGCUGCGACACCUCCAUUUCUGCUGAUACAGAAGCCUCCAUAAGGGAAAUGAAGGACUCCCUUACAGAGGUGGAGGAAAAGUACCGGCGGGCCAUGGUGUCCAACGCACAGCUGGACAACGAGAAGUCCAACCUGAUGUACCAGGUGGACACGCUGAGGGACACACUCAUGGAGCUGGAAGAACAGAUGUGUGAAAUGAGACGGGAGUACGAGGAAAAGGCCAAGGAUUACGAGCGAGAGCGCCAUGCACAUGCGGUUCUGAAGGUCCAGUUCACGGAGAUGAAAGAAACUCUGAAACAGAGUGAGGAGUUGCUGGUGGAGGCCCAGCAGUUGCGCCUGAAGCAGCACAACUAUGUUAGAGAGAUCUCUGACCUCCAGGAGACUCUGGAGUGGAAGGAGAAAAAGAUCGGGGCCUUAGAGAGGCAGAAGGAGUACUCAGACUCGAUGCGGGAUGAGCGCAAUGCCUUCAGGGACCAGGUGCUCAGGCUCCAGGAUGCUCUGAAGAAACACGGGAUAACGCUCACAUCUGAGCCAACAACCAAUGGUGACGCGGGAGAGAGUGUGAUUGACGGGCAUGUCACCUCAGAGUCUGCCUCCCAGCUGGCCCAGGACAGCGACAGCAUACUAGGAAGAGGUCCAUACUCCAUGGAUCACUCUAGGCAAGUUUGCAUAUAUCUGGAUAUCAUUCCUGAGAUAACACAGGAGGAGGAUGGCUGCUUAGAUGACCACCAGACUCCUCAAAUAGAAGCAGGAGUAUCAGAGGAGGCCCGCGUAGCAGAGUCCUCAUCUUCUCAAUUCAACCAGACUGCCCUCCUGCCUGAGAAGACCCCUGAAGAAGCUGGAGAAGAAGAGGAGGACACACAAAAGAUGGCAACACCUCCUUGUCAAGAAACAAAGAGCCAUCAAGUUCAAGAUCCUGCUGAAGUACAGAGUGCAUCUGUGAUUCUAAAAGAUGGUGAAGACAUGCGUGUGGAAUAUGGCUCAGAAGAUGUUGAUGAUAACGAAGGAAUCAGCACUCAUACAGACUCUCAGUACCUCAAACCUGACACAGACACAUCUGAACCUGAAAGGACGAAUGAGGAGAGAGGGGAAAGCUUUGCUUGUGUCAGUGAUGCCACGGUUACUGAGAAUGAUAGACAAUCAACACACACACCUGUAGAGUCUUCUACUUCUGAUAGUCAGUUAAAUUCCACAGAUGAACUCAUAGAACCCCCGAAGGAAGAGAAGAGUGAAUACAUAGACCCUGGAAUAGAGGUAGGUUCUGAUCCAGUGAGUGAAUCUGGCCUGUCAGCUGUUAGUAAAGACAUACAAGAUCAGACAGGUGAGAGUUCAGAUCUCAAAAACUUUGAGAUCGUAAUUGAAGUCUCCACAAAUUACUCGUCUGAAGCCCACAGCCCUGACCAUGAGGUAGUUUGUGAGGAAGAUACUCUGCUUUCAGAUAGUCAGGCUACUGACACUCUCAAAGUGGAGCCUGCAGAGGGCUUUAUGGAAUCCAUUAAUGAGGUUGGGAGUCCUCCUGAGGACAGCAGGGUGACCAUAUCAGAAGAUGAAAACUCACCAUAUCCAAGUGAGGGCAGAAUAAAUCCCCAGUUAGAUGACAAAACAGAGGGCCCUGUGUCUGAAACCAGCGCUGUGGAAGUCCAUACUGAUGCAGUGGCACAGGCAGAUGCAGAUGCUGAUAGCGGCAUGAAUAAUGAAGAAGAUGCUUUAGAAGCCCUGGAUGAAGCCAAGUUACAGCAACAUUGCAUCAUCCAUGAAAAAGUACCAGAAGAGGAUCAGUCACAGUCUCAUCUCAUCUCUGAGAAUACAGCUCUAGACGUCGUUAAUAACUCCAGUAGUGCAGAUGUGGAGACACUUGGAGAAUCUAAAAUUGUGUCUUUGAGUGAAAACAGUACAGAGUGGCAGGCAGAAGGUGAUGUGUCAGCCCGUCUGACUGAAACUGAAAACACACUGAAGACUGUUACAGACCAAUUAGAGACCUCUGAUGCCUGUGAAGACACACUGAAGACUGUUACAGACCAAUCAGAGACCUCUGAUGCCUGUGAAGACACACUGAAGACUGUUACAGACCAAUCAGAGACCUCUGAUGCCUGUGAAGACACACUGAAGACUGUUACAGACCAAUCAGAGACCUCUGAUGCCUGUGAAGACACAUUGAAGACUGUUACAGACCAAUCAGAGACCUCUGAUGCCUGUGAAGACACACUGAAGAGUGUUAGAGACCAAUCAGAGACCUCUGGUGCCAAUGUAGAGUUAGUGGAGUGUGAUGAAGAAACUCUGACUUCUAAAGCAGUCGACAUCAUCUCUCUACAAAUCCCAUCUGGACUGGAUGCAUCAUCAGAGGAGCAUACUAUGACAGGAAUCACCAAGGCUACAGGACCCUGUGGAACCUCAGGUGAGGUUACUAUGGAUAUCGCUCUCAAACAGGAAAAGUUGCAUGACAUCACUCAUAUGAAUGUAUUGAUAGAGCAGGUAGAGAGCAGCCAAGAGGACAACAGAAAAACAGAACAUGUGAUUGUCUCAAAGACUGAGACUCCUGUACGUGCUGAGGUUAUCUCUGAAAUCUCCUUUGAUGCCCAACUUACUGACAUAGACGUUGCAACAGGAACUAUUAGUGAAGAUACAAUAAAUGACAUGCCAGAGGCAGAAAUGGCCUCUGUAGUAAUCCCUGGAGAGGGGAGUUGCAAACACAGUCAUCAUGAAGAAAACAGUGAGAGUGCUGAGACAGAACUCCGUGCAGAUGCACCACUCGGGGGAGUGGAGGACAACAGGGGAAUAGAGGAUGGAGCUGAGCUAGCACACCUGGGAGAGCCGGCGGGCUCACCGCACACAGAUAAAUCUCUCACUGAAGACACUCCUGCAGAGAAUGAAAUCAUCGCUGCAGCUGCAGAGCCCUCCUCCGUGGCCAACAGCAUGAGCCGACCACAGAAUGAGAGCGGGGCCGCCACGGGAGAGGUAUCUGCGUUUCCCGAGGUGACGUCCAAGUUCGCUGACACAGAGGAACGUUCAACCUCUGACAGCGGAGAUGAUCGAGCUGAUUCACAGUCAGCACCUGUGAGCUUAUCCUCAGAGGACAAAGCUGAGGAAUUUAACAAAGUUGCAGAGAAGCCCGUUUCUUCACCCGGUCAGAGGCCUGGCCCUUCUAGCUGUGAAAAAGAGUCGACUGACGCCUCCACCCAAACACACAUCCAGGUAGCUGCUGGGAGAGAGGACAGUGUGGAUGAGACUACCUCUGAGGAGACUACCUCUGUCCAGGGGUCUGGCUCUGUUCUCUGUGCAGGCGAGUCGACUGACGCCACCUCCUCACCCCACAUUGAAGUAACCACUAGGAGAGGAGGAGGUGCAGAGGAGACGGCAGAGGAGGAGAUGACGACUGCCUCUAUCCAGACAGAAAGCACAGAGGAAGAGAUCCCCAUUGUGAGAGGGGCCGAAGCACUGGAGGACAGUCAGGACGAUUUGAAAUUUCUACAGAGUUGUGUGCUGGCUACUCAACUGGACUUUGAAUUUGACCAAGCACAGGAUCUUACAGGUUCAGCUGUCGCUAUCCCUGUAGAGCCUGUAGAAGAGAUUAUCAAGGAUGGUUUCACUGGAAAAGCAUUCAAGAAGAAAAAGUUCAAGAUCAAACGGAAAGGUGUCAAACGGAAAGAAGACUGCCGCUUGUCAUAGUCUCAUACUGUAGUCCCUUAAUCCCUCCUAAUCAGAUUUACAGUGUAAAUGCAGAUGAUAUGUGAAACAGUGCAGCUCUUACUCUUGGUUUUAGUCUUGGUUUACCUUCACUCUUGCUACAUGAUCCUGCUGUGUACCGGUGUGUGUGUGCUGAUGGAAUGUACAUUUUAUUUAAAAACAUACAGACUCAGGAAUGUACAUUUUAUUUAAAAACAGACAGGAUUUAACAAUUCAUACUGUCUCAGAGGACGCUGACAGAAACAUGCCUUAAUCACAUUUGUGGAUACAUUUCUAUCCCAUAAAAUGUUUGAAUCUGGAUGACCUUUCUGAAUAAAAAAAAAUGUAUGAUUCCAUAUUGACUACGUUCAUAGCAUUUGAUUGGAUACAUGUGAUAUCUCAAACAAAGUGCUGUCUCAGUGAUAUGCAGAGACAAACUAAAUAAAGUACAAUCUUGACAAA